Molecule: messenger RNA, 3091 nt
Organism: Vespa velutina
Lineage: Eukaryota; Metazoa; Arthropoda; Insecta; Hymenoptera; Vespidae
Product: protein PFC0760c-like
Exons: 4
Coding region: 159-2282 (707 amino acids)
Source: RefSeq, a predicted model, not a curated record
AUGAAGAGAUAUAGAUUUAUUGAUUUUACAAUUUUAUAAUAAAAAGAUAGCCCAUAAAUAUUAAAUAAAGUGCGUUCUAUUUAUGUGCCUUCAAUUCAUUCUAAUUACAUUGAUGAAAAUCUCGUAAAUUAAUAAUAAAUUUAUUAUUUUAAACAAUAAUGUCGGAUAAUGAAAUAGACAAUACAUUUAAUAAAAAAAAUACUAAUGAUCAAUCUUCGGAGGAAUUUCGGAAACCUUUACCUGAACUAACUACUGAAGGUGAUAUCCUUGAAGUUAAGGCAUUAAAAAAACAAUUAGAAAAAGAAAUAAUCGAACAAUCAUCGGCGACAACCGGAUUGAACAAACAAUUGGAUUAUUGUAGACAUGUUUUGAAUUCAUCUUCAAUUUCAAUAAAAAACAAAUAUACGAACAUUAAUUUGAGAAAUGAUUUAUACAGAUUUGCUGGAAUUUACUGUGUCAAAUCUGAUAAGCCAAUUGUGAUAGAAUUCUCAGCAGGAGAUAAAGUGACGAGUAAUUCUUUAUUUUCCAUAGAAAUUUUGCAAAUUGAUAAUCAAUAUAAAUUAGGAAAAUGGGUGAUGCCUUUGUCGAUCGAUUUGAAUGAUAUUUUAUCAAAAUAUCCAUUGGAUAAUCCGAAUAAUUUGAAAUCAUUUUUAAAAUGUUGCAAACAUUACAUCGAUUGUUAUAUUUAUCGUCGAAAACAAUACUAUGAUUUAAAGAAUUUUCUCGGAGAUGUAAUAAACUGUUCCAUAGACACCUGUCUUGGAUACACACGAAUUCACUUACAUAUGUCAGAAUUACAAUUGAUCGAACUUAGUGAAACAUAUAACGUUACUCUGUUUAUGGCCUAUAAAUUUAAUGAAACAUUUCCAUAUGUAAUAAGCACUGAACAAAGGGACGAUAAACCUUUGUCGGAAGAAAUUAUUCGAAACUUAAAUAAAUAUUUUAAACCAUUAAAAAAGCUUAACUUAAGAGAUGCAUUUGAAAAAAUGAUUAAUAAUAAUCGCUAUUUUCAUUGGCCGAAAAUAUUUAAGGAUCCUGAUAACAAUAAUAUGCCAUCGAUGUCUCUACAAGAUGAAGACAGUACAUUGAGAAAAACAAAACGAGAUUAUCAAAAGAAAAAAAAGAAAAUAAAUUCGGAAAGCAAUCUCGAAAACGAUUUAACCGAUUCAGAAAUCGAAAAUAGUGAUAAAUGCUCGUCGAAUUUGGAGGAGUAUGAGGAACGAUCAAAAUUGAAUGAUAAAAAAAAUAAAAAUGUCGAAGAAAAUUUAAAUUCAACUGAAAUGCUGAAAAACAUUGGAAAAAAGAAAAGAAACAAAAAUACGAAGAAAGAGGACAAAAAGUUGGCUGCGAUGAAAACGACACAAAAGCCAGAUGCAAAUGAGGAAAAAUUAGAAACGAUUUUAGAUUUCGAUAAACUCAAUCUUUUUAACAAUUCGAAAAAGAAAUUUGUUGAUAGAAAAAAUACGCCUAAAAGAUCCGCCAAGUGUAUCGAGGAUGGCGAAAAAAUUGAAAACAGACCAAAACGUCAAUCGAUCUCCAGACAAACGAAAUUACUCGCGAAAGAAUUAAAUAGCAGUUUAAAUAUUACUGAGAAGGAUGACAAAGCGGACAAAAAAAUUUCAGUCAGUAAAAACAAAUUAAAAAAAGAUUUGAACAAACCAUCUGUAAAAUCUGUCACAGAUACUCCAACAGAGGGUAAAAAAAAUCUUAAUGAAAAAAAUAUAAGUAGAUCUUCGUCGAUAACAAAAUGUUCAGACGAAAAUUUGUUCAAAGAUAAUAUUAAAAAAACUGAUAAAAGUAAAACAACUGAUAUUAAGAAUAAAACAGCUUCGUACAAUGUAAACACAUCUAAUAAGAAAAUGAUACUUUCUAUGAAGUCAAUAACAGAAUCUAUUGUACCGAUAGAAGAUAAAGAACCUCCGAUGGUAACAACGGAAAUUAAUCUUGAUAAAAUCUUAAGUAGCACACCGAUUUCAGGCAACGUACAAACAAAAUUAUACAAUACACAUUGUUCAGAGAUUAGUGAGAUUGUAACCUUCCCAACGAAAAUAAAAUCAAAGGAAACAAUGACAAAUAUUUCGAAAGAAAAUGAUAAUAAUUCUUCGAACACCGAUGAUAACGAAGAUGAACAAUUUAAUGAAGUACAAACAAAGGAAUUAUUGGAAGAUAUUGAACUGGCACAUAAGACAUUAAAAAAGAAAGACGAGAAAACACAUAAUAUUCGUAUGAAAAAAAAUAAACAAAAAGAUGUUAAACAAACGAAUAGAAAAAAAAAAAAAUAAGGAAAUGAUCAUGUGACCAUUUGAUCUUUUUUUUUAUGUGAUUAUUCAACGAAAUCGAGUUAAUUUAUGACGUUCAUUUUUAUUAACACAAUUGCAUUCAAUGUAAAUAUAUAUUUAUGUAUGUAUGUAUAUAUUUUGAACAUCUUAUGAAUUUGUAAAAAUUGAAGCUCUAGGUUUGCUUCUUUGUUUAAAACGCUUCAAAAAAUUCAAGAAUUUUGUUCUCCGUAAUAUUUGUUUUUGAAUAAUUGAAUCAUUCUUUAUAGCUAAAUCGAGAAAAACUUGGUCCAUCGAUGAUUGAUGUAUAGUAAAAUCUGUUAUCCACGGAUAUCUUCGUCUUAGUUGUUCUAAUAUGUCGAACACAUUGCUGUGUGAAAUAUUACUUUCUAAUUCAUACUCGAUAAUUCCCUAAAAGAGUUAAUAAAAAAAAAAAAGGAACCAUAAUUCUCAAUUUGAAAACUUAAUGACUGUCAAUAAUAGUAUAUUUUAUAAAACAAAUAAAUUCUAAAUUAUUUACCAAAUGAAAAUCUUUUAAAUUAAUACCAGGAAAUGCCUCGUUCAUGACAUUGUUAAUUAUUACUAAAUGCUGAUGAUCCUGAAAUACUGGCGUCACACUAAUGGUUAGAAAGAAAUUAUUAUCAUGUUUUCUUUUUAAAUUUUCACAGGAAUCAAUUACUACAAAUCGUCCGUCCACUAAGAUUCCAACACGAAUACACAUUGCCUCAGCUUCUUGCAUACUAAAUUUAUUUAUUUAUUUAUUUAUAUUCACUUCAUUUAACUAUUGAUAAUUUCUUUUUUUUUUUUUUUUUUUU